CCGCCGGGUAACUUUCGUAUUUUUCAAUUUUCUCCAGUCGCAAGUGUUACGCUGUUCCGGAUAGUGCUGCUGUGKYUCGAUUCUCGUCCGCCGUUUAUUUUGCGCGUCGUAUUUGUCGUUUUAAUAUUAUUAAUUAUUAAUAUUAAUUUCAUUGGUCAUCUUGACUUUCUCUCUGCCGAAUGUGUCGUGGAACACGACCGCCGUCGAUAUUAUCGUAACAACGCUGCAGUGUGCAAUUUACGCGGUUUAUUGCAGGGGUGCUCUUCUUUUCUUUGCUGCAAAAUGCAGCGGUCGUUUCUUCUCUUCGUCUUGACGAUUACAGGGUUGGUAGGAUGCUGGGCAACUUCAACUGAAACCCGAUGUAAAUUCCCUGGUGCCCCAGCACACUCAACUGUAUCGUUUUCCAAUGAUACAUUAACUACAGGUGCAAUAGCUACGUAUACUUGCGAAAGAGGAUUUGAACUUCUAGGACCAGCAAGAAGAGUAUGUGAAUCUACUGGUGAAUGGCUACCAGAAGGAAUACCGUUUUGCGUGUUAAAUGUUGCUGCGGGCAAAGCACCUAUGCAAAUUAGCUCAGAACCCGGCGGCCUACCUCAAAAAGCCAUCGAUGGUAGCACCAGUUCAUUUUUCAGCCCCGAAACAUGCACACUUACUAAACCGGAACGUACCCCAUGGUGGUAUGUUAAUCUGUUGGAACCAUAUAUGGUGCAAUUGGUGAGACUGGAUUUUGGUAAAGCCUGUUGCGGUAAAAACAAACCGGCUACGAUAGUCGUGCGAGUAGGAAACAAUAGGCCCGACCUAGGCACGAAUCCUAUAUGCAACCGAUUCACUGGCUUUAUUGAUGAAGGAAAACCGUUGUUCCUUCCAUGCAAUCCACCCAUGCCAGGCGCAUUCGUUAGUGUCCAUAUGGAAACUGCUAGUGGAUCCACUCAGUUAUCAAUAUGUGAAGCUUUCGUCUAUACUGAUCAAGCGUUGCCGAUUGAAAGAUGUCCACAAUUCCGAGACCAACCACCAGGAAGUACUGCUACAUAUAACGGAAAGUGCUAUAUAUUUUAUAACCGUCAGCCAAUGAACUUAAGGGACGCAUUAGGGUUUUGUAGAUCAAGAGGUGGCACAUUGGUUGAUGAAAGUAAUCCCGCAUUACAAGGAUUUGUCAGCUGGGAACUAUGGAGAAGACACAGGAGUGAUUCACAAAGUCAAUAUUGGAUGGGCGCUGUGAGGGACGCUCAUAACAAAAAUAAUUGGAAAUGGUUAAAUGGUGAUGAUCAAACAGUAUCGUUCUGGAGUUUACCAUCAAGUGGUUCUGAAACUACAUCAAUAAAUGGAGGCGAUUGUGCCCGAUUCGAUGGUUCCAAAGGCUGGUUAUGGUCAGAUACUAAUUGCAAUGCUCCGCUAAAUUUCAUUUGUCAACACCAACCRACUGCUUGUGGUAGGCCAGAACAACCUCCAAAUUCAACAAUGAUAGCUGAUAAUUUCAAUGUUGGUACCGCGGUCGAGUAUUCUUGCGAUGAAGGCCACCUGUUGAUCGGUCCAUCAACUCGCACGUGUCUCGGAACAGGGUUUUAUAAUGAAUUUCCACCCGUGUGUAAACGAAUUCAAUGUGGUUUUCCUGCGGACAUUUCAAAUGGUAGCUAUAAGCUAAUCAAUGGUACGGUCAACUAUUUAAGCCAAGUACAGUAUAGUUGUAAUGAAGGAUAUAAAAUGAUCGGCAGAGAUAGAUUAAUUUGUGAUUUGGACGAAAGAUGGGAUGGACCACCACCAAAGUGUACAGUCCAAAAAUGUGAUGAUCCUCCGGUAGUUCCUAAUGGUGAAUACCAGAUGUCAAACAAUGAAAGUAUUGUUGGAACACUAGUGGAGUACACAUGUGUGUCUAGACGUUUCCGUUUAGUCGGACCCAAACAAUUAGUAUGCUUACCAAGUGGCCAGUACGAUAAUAAACCACCUUAUUGUAAAGAAGAAAUCAAAACACCAAUUGCACCAGCUGUGUUAGUGACUAAGGCUGUAUCGACAAGUACUGUUCCUAGCAGCCGUGCGCCACCGACUCCUAAUCGUGAAAAACCACGGCCGUUCACAACCAAGCCAACUAUAUUAACGAAACCAGCAAACGAUCAGGACGAUAGCGGCCAAACGUCAUCCAAUGUGGUAAUCGCCUCUGCGCAUCCGCAUGACAACGAGAUUCCAGAUAGCGUUCACGUCCGAACAAACCCAAAUGCGGCCAACAUACCGUCUCAGGUGGAAAGCGAACACCGGCUUGGCCCCAAACUCAAUUUGGGAGCAAUAAUCGCAUUGGGUGUGUUCGGAGCAUUCGUGUUCCUAGCAGCAGUUGUGACCACAAUCGUCAUUCUAGUGAAAAGGUAACGUGAUUUUAUUACGCGGUGUGCUUA
This is a messenger RNA of Diuraphis noxia (Russian wheat aphid), 2384 nucleotides long. RefSeq lists its product as uncharacterized. Lineage: Eukaryota; Metazoa; Arthropoda; Insecta; Hemiptera; Aphididae. The record is from RefSeq and is a predicted model, not a curated record.